GACGCACGCUGAAUCGUCAAUCGUAAACAAACUACACUGACCGCAGAAAAUAUUUGGAAAAUUCGCAUUUUGUGAACGUAAAUAGAACAAGGUUUUCAUCUGUGCCUCACUGAGCCUUUUACUCAAGUCUCAAUUUAACAAAAGUGACAAUUUCCCGGCUUUAUUUACUGCUCCAGUCAUGCCAAAAACGGUGAAAGUGAAAGCAGAAUAUAAACCUCGAGUUUCCGACGAAAUCAUGGAGAGGUUCAUAAAUGAACUUUCUGUGAAUGAGAUUCUGUGGAACAGACGCCACAAAGAUUACACCACAGUCAGCCUCAGGAGAAAGGUCAUCCGGAAGAUUGCAAAGAAUUUAAACUUGACCGCAGAAAAAAUUAUGCAGCUUGUCGAAUAUGUGAAAAAAAGUUUUCAUAAAAACGAGAGAAACAGACACCGGGAAAACCAUCCUCAGUGGAAAUGGUUUGACGAAUGCAUUUUUUUAAGAGAAGAAAGAUGCCAAAAUACGAAUUCUAUGGAGUUGCAAUUUUCGGAUGGCCAGGCAGACGCAAAAGCGGAAGCUUCUGCUUCUCUUCAGCCCACUACUAUUGCUACUACUUCUACCAAGAAUUCUACACCCCAUGAGCCACAGAAAGCCAAGACAGCGAGCGUCUUGGAAGAGUCACUUCCCAUUCGCAGUUGCGAAGCGCCUAAGCCCCAGGAUAUUACGUUGCCAACUAUUGACAACGGAUGUAGAACUCUUACUAAAAAAGUUCUGCCUGAAAAUUCGAAUUCCCGGGAUUUGUAUCCUGCUCCAGACGCGCCGAAAAAAGUACGAGGAGAAUAUCAAGCUCGACUUACCGACGAAGUCAUGCGAAAAUUUCUGAAGGAACUUUCUGUUAAUGAGAUUGUGUGGAACAAACGCCACAAAUAUUACAGGACAGUCAAUCGCAGGCGGAAUACCAUCCGAGAGAUGGCAAAGAAUUUAAACCUGACCGAAGAAAGAAUUAUGCAGCUUGUCGAAUAUGUGAAAAAAAGUUUUUAUAAGAACGAGAGAAAGAGACACCGGGAAAACCAUCCUCAGUGGAAAUGGUUUGAGCAUUGCCUUUAUUUAAGAAAAGAAAGAUGCCAUAAUACGAAUUCCAUCGAGUCGAAAUUUUCGAAUGAUGAGGCAGACACAAGAGCUUCUCCUGUUCUUCAGCCUACUACUACUAUUGCCACUACGUCUACCGAGACUUCUACAUUCCAACAGAACUCAAGAAAAGAAGUAGUUCAGGGAGUUCAGGUCUACCAAACUCCAGAUUCAGAACUCGUGGAAGAGAAAAUUCUUUGUCGCUUCUGUCUGCAGGCCAAGAGCACGGAUUUGCAUCCCUUUUUGGACAUGGCUUACAACAGCAUUCCUUUUUGCAACAUAUACUUCCAAAUUGUCGGAAUCACCUUCAAGAACUACCCAGGAAUGCCAUCAAAGAUUUGCAUUGGCUGCGUGAAGCAGUUAACACAGGCUUACGAUUUCCGAGAGAAAUGCAUGAAAUCAGAGAAUAAGCUUCGCGUGAUGUUCGACGAGUGCUCAGAAGACUCAAAUAUUGAAUUCAUAACUCCGCCGAGCCUUGAUGAAUCGGAAGAGAUAAAGUCAGAAGCGUCAGAUCAGCUACAAAAAUAUGAUGAGCCAGAGGAUAUAAGGUCAGAAGAGUCAGAUCAACUACAAGAACAUGAUGAACUAGAGGAACAGGCAGAAAAUCCCGGUGAACCAGAAGAACAGGCAGUGGAGCCAAAUGAACAAGAAGGGUCAGAAGAUUUUGAAUGGCCGGAGGAGGACUUUGAUGAGUCAUCAGAUGAAGAUAGACCUAUCACAAGUAAACGCCCACUAAGUCGCGAAUGCCCUAAGUGCGGAAGAAUUUUUCGAUCUGAAACUAGUUUCAAUCAGCACAUGGACCAGCAUAACAACUUCCUGCGACAUAAAUGCCAGUAUUGUGAUGAAAGAUUCCCAUAUUGGCUGGCAAGACGUAACCACGUUUACAAGGUGCAUUUGAAGAAGAGUUUUGUGGAAUGCGACAUUUGUAAAAGAGGAUUUACCACAAAAACAUGUUUAGCACUCCAUAAAGAGUCAUUUCAUCAGGAGGAGUCACCAUAUCAGUGUCAUUUGUGUGGGAAGACAUUCAAAAACUCCUUUAACAUGAGUCUUCAUGUUAAAAUGCAUAACGUAAAAGAGGGUGCCGUAAAAUGUGAUAUUUGUGGCAAAAUGAUGGCAUAUGGUUACCUAACAGAGCACAUAACAAGGCACAUGAAGAAGAACAAUACAUUGGAAAAGCUGGAAAAGGUGAAAUGCCCAGUUUGCUUCGUAAAACUCAGUUGCUUUAUUGUGCUCAAGGCUCAUGUCCAGAUUUUUCAUCCGAACAAAGUUCAUCUCGUUGAUCUCAUUCGACCAAAAGCCUCGAAGGAAGAGGCGAAGGAAAAUCCAUCCGAUGAAAAUUAAGAUUAAGUGUUGAAAGAAGUGAAUUUAAGAUUUUUGGUAUUAUGGAUUUGGGUUAAAUACAAAUCACACAAAUUUCA
Phlebotomus argentipes is the source of this 2523-nucleotide messenger RNA. RefSeq lists its product as uncharacterized. Bases 179 to 2446 code for a protein of 755 amino acids. Gene Ontology annotation, cellular component: nucleus. The transcript is spliced from 5 exons. The record is from RefSeq and is a predicted model, not a curated record. NCBI's taxonomy places the organism in Eukaryota, Metazoa, Arthropoda, Insecta, Diptera, Psychodidae. Gene Ontology annotation, biological process: regulation of transcription by RNA polymerase II. Gene Ontology annotation, molecular function: DNA-binding transcription factor activity, RNA polymerase II-specific; RNA polymerase II transcription regulatory region sequence-specific DNA binding; zinc ion binding.